UAGACGGACGAUACGGUCGUCACUCGGGCUAACAGAACCAAAACCGAGCGCUGCUGCUUUGUCGAUAGGCCUCUGCGUUUAAAGAAGAACCAGAAUCUGCUUGCAAGCUGCAACAGUCUGCCUUGAACAGUGAGAAACCCAAUCUUGAGUUUAAUAAAAGGAAGAAAUGGCUGCGAGAAUAAACUACUCAAUACAAAACGCUCUUUGCCUCUUAAACCCUCUCUAUUCCAUCAGUACAAGACCAAGGACAACUGCCCAUUUCAAGAAUCGUCUCAGUUUCCCUCCAAAUCUCUUCUUUUCUUCUUCUAAAUCAAGAAAGGUUGCGUUUUGCACAAUUAACAAUUGCAGUCACAAUAGUGCCCAAAACGAUGAAGCAGUUGCAACAGAAACAUUCGUCCUCACAUCUCCGCUUUAUUACGUGAAUGCUCCUCCUCAUAUGGGUAGUGCCUAUACCACCAUUGCUGCUGAUGCCAUAUCUCGAUUUCAGAGGCUUUUAGGAAAGAAGGUUAUAUUCGUCACUGGCACAGAUGAGCAUGGAGAGAAGAUUGCAACUGCUGCAGCUGCCCGUGGCUCCAGCCCAAGUGAGCACUGUGAUGUUGUAUCUCAAGCUUACAAGACACUUUGGAAAGAUUUAGAAAUUGCGUAUGACAAAUUCAUUCGGACAACUGAUCCCAAGCACGAAGCAAUUGUUAAGGAAUUUUAUUCUAGGGUUCUUGCCAAUGGGGACAUUUACCGUGCUGACUAUGAGGGACUAUACUGUGUCAACUGUGAGGAGUAUAAGGAUGAGAAGGAGCUACUUGAUAACAACUGCUGCCCCAUGCAUCUAAAGCCAUGUAUUCAGCGGAAAGAGGAUAAUUAUUUUUUUGCCUUGUCAAAGUACCAAAAACUAUUAGAAGAAACUUUGAUGCAUAAUCCAAAUUUUGUGCAGCCUUCAUUCCGUUUGAAGGAGGUGCAAAGCUGGAUCAGAAGUGGCUUGAAAGAUUUUUCAAUUUCCCGUGCAUCAGUGGAUUGGGGCAUUCCUAUUCCUAAUGAUAAUAAGCAGACUAUAUAUGUGUGGUUUGAUGCUUUACUGGGUUACAUCUCAGCUUUAUCAGAGGACAAGGAGCAACCUAAUUUACAGAGUGCUGUUUCUUCUGGCUGGCCUGCUUCGCUGCAUUUGAUUGGCAAGGAUAUUUUACGUUUUCAUGCAGUUUAUUGGCCAGCUAUGCUGAUGUCUGCUGGCCUAGGCCUUCCUAAGAUGGUGUUUGGGCAUGGGUUCUUGACAAAGGAUGGCACGAAGAUGGGGAAGUCAUUAGGGAAUACACUUGAACCAAAUGAGUUGGUUCAAAAAUUUGGGUCUGAUGCAGUCAGGUACUUCUUCCUUAGAGAGGUGGAGUUUGGCAAUGAUGGGGACUACUCAGAAGACCGUUUUGUUAAUAUUGUCAAUGCACACCUUGCCAAUACCAUAGGAAACCUCCUUAACCGUACUCUUGGACUCCUUAAAAGGAAUUGUCAAUCAACUUUGGUUGUUGAUUCAUUUAUUGCUGCUGAAGGAAAUGCAUUGAAAGACACUGUUGAGAAGUUGGUUGAAAAAGCUCGGGUUCAUUAUGAAAAUCUUUCACUAUCAUUGGCUUGUGAGGCUAUUCUGGAGAUUGGUAAUGCUGGAAAUGUCUACAUGGAUGAAUGUGCUCCAUGGUCUCUUUUUAAGCAAGGCGGUGCUGCUUCUGAAGCUGCGGCAAAGGAUCUCGUGAUUAUAUUGGAAGCAAUGAGGAUUAUAGCAAUUGCUUUAUCACCUGUCGCUCCAAGUUUAUGUUGGAGAAUAUAUUCCCAGCUUGGCUACUCAAAGGACCAUUUUAACACUGCGACAUGGAGUGACACGAAGUGGGGUGGCCUGAAGGGCGGUCAGGUCAUGGCUCAGCCAAAACCAGUCUUUGCAAGGAUUGAGAACAGAACAGAAACGGAAGAUGGUGGAGCAGCAAGUAAAAAGUUUGUUAAAAACAAGGAGAAAAAGCCUAAAUCUCAAGUGGUUGCAGAAGCUUAGAAAUCCCAUUUUAAAUGAAAUUUUUAUCCUUAACAUACCACCCUUUUGCAACCCCCUUUACUUUGAAAUAUUAUUAUUAUCAAUGACGUUGAUAGAAGACAGCUCAAUGAACUUCAUCAUUCCUGCAUUUUCUAUUUAAUUCUAAAAAUGGCAAGUUGAAGUUGCAGCUGCAGUGGACCAUGACCAAUAUUGCUUGAUUCGUUAACAAACUCUCCUUCUUUCAAUGAUUAAUCCAUGGACACCUGGUUGGUUCCUCGUGGCUAAGUUCUACAGCAUAUAUGAUCGCCUACUUUAGAUCAUGAGAUCAAUUACUUUGUUGUAUUGUAAACUAUCAGCACAGAAUAUUUGCUCAAAUGUAUAAAUAUGCAAGUAGUAUACAUUUCAAUUCAUACUGGGGACUCCAAGUCUCUGUCUGAAAUCCUCCAUGAGUGGAAGACCAUCAUUUCGUUGAUAAAAAUUGCAGGGUUCUUGAUA
This is a messenger RNA of Hevea brasiliensis (rubber tree), 2494 nucleotides long. Its product is annotated as methionine--tRNA ligase, chloroplastic/mitochondrial. Gene Ontology annotation, biological process: methionyl-tRNA aminoacylation. Gene Ontology annotation, cellular component: mitochondrion; chloroplast stroma. Bases 167 to 2020 code for a protein of 617 amino acids. The record is from RefSeq and is a predicted model, not a curated record. The transcript has 12 exons. NCBI's taxonomy places the organism in Eukaryota, Viridiplantae, Streptophyta, Magnoliopsida, Malpighiales, Euphorbiaceae. Gene Ontology annotation, molecular function: ATP binding; methionine-tRNA ligase activity.